This is a messenger RNA of Paraglomus occultum, 2919 nucleotides long. Lineage: Eukaryota; Fungi; Glomeromycota; Glomeromycetes; Paraglomerales; Paraglomeraceae. The record is from the annotation of a GenBank genome assembly.
AUGUCUAUUACACUGGAACAACCAAAUGCUGCGGCAACUGAUUGUAAGGCAUCACUCUCUCCGCCAAUGGACUACGGGCCGUCACUCACUCCGCCAACAGCUGAAGAGAUUAAUCUGUCUUCAGAGGAGGAGCAACGAGUUAAAAACAAUCUGCAACAAGUUGAAAACAAUCUGCAACAAGUUGAAAACAAUCUUCAAGAAUCGCAUGUUUCUCCCGUACCAGGGAAACAUAUUUUCUGUGAUUUCAUAAUGACCAGUAUUUUUAUACUUGUGAUGUUAGCAGCAUAUGUUUUCAUAGUAACGAUUAUACUGGUAGCUCAGGAUUAUUAUGAUCUGUGGUUUUUCUUGGUUCCCGAGAUUGGUUUUCGUCUGCUUAUCUUAUGGGGAACUUAUAAAGGGUAUUCUGUGGAAUACAUAAAAUUCAAUCUGCUUGGGAUAUUAGCAGCAACUGAUUAUGGGACAUCACUUUCUCCGCCAACAGACUACGGGCCGUCACUCACUCCGCCAACAGCUGAAGAGAUCAAUCUCGCUCAUAUGUCUCUAGAGCAAAGUGGUGAUGAUGUUAUUCGCAAACUUAUUGAAGGAACAAAGAUUGAAUGGAUUCCGUAUGGAGAGAUUAUAAAUACCGAAUUUUUAGCUGAGGGUGGAUUCUCCAAGGUUUAUAAGGCUCAAUGGAUACGAGGUUACUGGAACAACCUAGAAGUUCGACCAGCUCAGACGGUCGCUCUGAAAGAAUUGAAUGAUUCCCGUUUGAAAAACUAUUUGCUUAUAAAUUCGGCUUCUUCUAUCGGGGCCACAUUAUAUGGCAUCACAAGGAAGCCCACGACCCAGAAUAUUGUUUUGAUCAUGAAUUACUAUAAAUAUGGAGAUCUGAGAAACUACUUACAUCAAAGUCUAAUCACUGUACCCUGGAUGUGGAGGCUGGAUCUGUUGCGGGAGUUGGCGAGAGAGCUUUACAUUAUCCAUAGGAUGGAAAUUAUCCAUAAAGAUUUACACAGUGUUCCGGGUACUCCUAAAUGUUAUGAAGAAUUGAUGAAGAAAUGCUGGGAUGCGGAUCCAUCAAAAAGGCCAACCGCAGCUGUGUCUGAAAAAAUUUUGGGUUUCCUGGUGACUUAUACAAUGGGGAAAAAACAUAAUCAUUAUAGAGAUGAAACGUACAAGUCGUUUGAGAAAGGCGAAGAAAUGUUAACGGCGAGAAUUCUAGACAGGUCAAAACCGCGAUUAGUUAGUAAAAGUUUUGAACCGGCUAGUGCUGCUGAACUGGAUGCAGCAAGGCAGUAUAGUCAAGUGUUGAAUACUUCAGCUCCUUUCACAACAGAACUUUGUAACCUGUUGGGAGCAAUUGCUGGAGCGCUCUCUGCCUUCGAAGGAACAGAUCUUACACCUGAACAACAAGAUAUGGUUGAAGCAAUGCUUCGCACAUCCGAUGCGGUUAUAUCGGUAGCCAAAUUGGAUGAGCAAAAGAACGUGAUAAUGCUUGGUGAACGUGUUGGCGCAAAGGAGCUUGAACUGAUCGUUCUAUACGACUCGGAGACUCUUUUGAGAUAUGUAAAGACGGAUUCAGAGAGGUUACAACAAGUGAUAAUGAAUCUUUUGUCUAACACAAUCAAAUUCACAGAUAUUGGUGAAAUUGUAACGAGACUGUCAAUAAGAGAAAGUGAAGACAUGGUCGUAGAUGCAAUAUCUGAUACUGGUGUAGGGAGAUGCUUCGAUGACUCGAGGUCGGGAUGGAACUGGUCUAGGUCUCUCGCUAUGCAAAAUUCUAGUCGAACUAAACUCGGAGUUGACAGUGAAGUUGGUAAAGGAAGCAGAUUCUGGUUUACAUGGAACAUUGGUGAUAUAUUCUUACCAUCUCGAGAUGACGGUUCCAAUUCGCAAGAUUUGCCGAAUCUGGCUAGAAACGUUGCAGAUUAUGCAAGCGCGCUAGGAGUGGCUAGAGAUAAGAAGGGGCACGGCGAGCGUAUAUGCGAUUUGGCAUUUUUGACACAAGUUGAGAAUGCAGCCAAAGAGCUUAACUGUGAGGAACGACAUGAGCGGUCCAGAGGUCGAUCGCACCCAGUACUAGUCGGAUUUAGUUCGAAGACAUACCCAACCUUCUUCAAUUUACCGGAAAACGAUGUGAAAUUCAAAUUACACCAGCCCUUCGCUGCCGAGUAUCGCGUACAACGUCAAAUCAAUUUACCGGAAAACGAUGCGAAAUUCAAAUUACACCAGUCCUUCGCUGCCGAGUAUCGCGUACAAUGUGGACAUUCAUAUGCUAAUCUGGUUUCAUUCGAAGAUAUACGCAACCUUCUUCACGUCAAGUCGAUCUACCGGAAACGACGCGAAAUUCAAAUUCACCAGCCCUUCACUGCCGGUGCAGCAAUAAUUGACAUUGUUAACCAAGUUGACGGUCAAGAAGACGAAAGCGUUCAGUCGGAACGGAUUGUGACCAGUUCAGAGGCUUUAGUUGGAAUUGAAAAUUCAAAUUACUGCCGAUCGGAUAUCGAUCGAAAAUAUACGCAACCUUCUCCAAGUAAAGUCAAUCUACCGCAAGACCACUCGAAAUUUAAUUACUGCCGAGUAUCGCGUACAACGUGGACAACCGCAUGCAAGAAAUGUAUGGCCUGCGAACAAUACGAGCAACAACUCUCCGUUAACAUGCUAGUCGGAUAUCGAUCGAAGAUGGCCGGCACGGCGGUUACCGUUUUGGCGCCGUUCUGCAUUGGGGCCAAUUAUGUAAUGGAGGAGAAGAUGAGGCGGAUGGAAGAGAAAGUGAAGGUGGAGAUCGGUAAGGUGAAUGUGGAAAUAGAGAAGGUGUGGGGGAGAUCGGUCGGUAUACGCAACCUUCUCCAAGUAAAGUCAAUCUACGGAAAGACCACUCGAAAUUUAAUUACUGCCGAGUAUCGCGUACAACGUGGACAACCGCAUGCAAGAAAU